AUGACGUUACAAUAAGGGUUGGAAUACCGACGUCACAAUAGUUGUCCGUCGGUGUAAAACUUUGCAAAUGGAGGCAGGAUGACAAUGACAACUUACCAGCAAUGUUAUGCCCCCUCCCCCUUCCGUAGCCCCGUCCGUUUUCUCCAGCUACCCUCCAUUGUUAGUAAGGGGACCCUACAACAGCCCCCAAGACAGUUCCCAAUAGAACCUGUGGGCCCCAAAAGACAACAGGAGCGUGAUCCGGAGGAGGGACCUGUGCUAGGACUGGGUACAAAAUGCAUCAACACUGGUCGGUUUUUGGAACCUAAAGAAAUUACUGGGAGUCCCUCUCCGAGUAAAAUAGCAUGUACUCUACCAAAACCGGCAGUGGACCGAAAGUGUGUCCGAAGGGUUCGCUCAGAGGUGAUGGGGAGACCAGAGAGUGUGCAUGUCCUGCGUACAAAGUUUGGCCUGAUGGAUUCAAACUUGAUAAAUAGGCUAGCUCAGCGGGUACGAUGGACGUCAACAUCCACAGCCGCCGCAGAGGAGGCUUGUCUUAAAUUCCCACAGAUCGAUCCUCCUUCCACAACUUUGGAGAAGCGGGCCAAUAUGGUGCGGUCCGCGGGGCAGCGCUAUGACCCUGAACCUAUGGAGUGGCAGAGAGCGGUAUUCUGGGAUUUCGUACAGAGUCGGGGGGUCGUGCAUCAUGAUGAUCUGAGUGAACGAACGUACAGCCAGCCGGAAAAACUCCUGCUGAAAAGGCUAUCCAAAGGAAUGGGAGAAAAACCCCGAAGCAAUACACCAUUAAUACGAAGGCUGGUGAAAGAAGAUCAACUUUCCAGUAUAUUUGUCCGACAGUGCCCGGGCUACUCUGGUUUUGUACCCAGGACCCCAACAGAGAGCAAACUGACCAGGCGCCCCGAACCCACGUAUAUGGUCAGCACCAUGAAAGCUAACUACAGGGAACUUCCUCUUGAAGAAUACAGGAAGCAAUCAUUUGCCAGGAAAGGCCCCCUGUCUAAAACUGUAACAUUAACGUACCCAUUUAACCCCUAUAACAAAGUGUGAACAUUGUCUGUUACAUACUGUUUAAUAAGGUGUAUAUUACCGAUUCUGAAUGCCAGUCUCUUUCUUCU
Molecule: messenger RNA, 1115 nt
Organism: Saccostrea cuccullata (small rock oyster)
Lineage: Eukaryota; Metazoa; Mollusca; Bivalvia; Ostreida; Ostreidae
Exons: 6
Coding region: 79-1047 (322 amino acids)
Source: RefSeq, a predicted model, not a curated record